AUUUGUUUGGCUUUUUUGAGUGUCAGAUUUCCUACUUUUCUACAACUGACUCUCUUCCUCUCUUCUUCUCUCCCUCACUCUCUUCUUACUUCCUCCACCCCCACAAUCUCUAAAGCCAUCCUGUGGACUAGUAGUAGUUGGAAUCAUUUGUUCAAUUCCUGAAGAUAUACAAGUUUUGAGCUCCCAAGAUUCUAGAGAAGGCCAAGGCCACACAGUGUGCUAGCUGGAGAUCACAGUAUAGUAGCACACCCACAAACAUAGAGAAAACUAUAUACUGCAUAUACCAUUUUCACCACUACACUAGACUAGAGGAUAUCUUUCUCAGCUUAGUUCUUUUUGGGGUGGUAUUAUUGCACAUACAUAUACUCCACUUUUUAUUCAUCUGUCAUUACUCCCUUUACUGUUUCUUUGUAAAGGCUCAUAUUAGGCCAAAUAAAGGCAAGGCCUUUCUUUAACUCCCCAUCCCAAACACUUCCUAAUUACCCAUUGACAAAAAAGGGAUCUUUUUUAACUCUUAACUUCUUUAUCCAUUGACAUUGAUCUUAGUUUGUGAGUGUGGCUUGCAUGGAAGUGGUGGUGAGCAAUCUGCAGGUUGGUGGAAACAACAACGACAACAACAAUAGCGGGACGAGGGAGUACAGGAAAGGGAACUGGACAGUGCAAGAGACGAUGGUUUUGAUAGAGGCAAAGAGGAUGGAUGAUGAGCGGAGAAUGAGGAGGCACGCCGGCGAGAGCAGCGGUGGGGAGAGGGGAAAACCGCCGGAGCUCAGGUGGAAAUGGGUGGAGGAUUAUUGCUGGAGCAAUGGGUGUCUGAGGAGCCAAAACCAGUGCAAUGACAAGUGGGAUAAUCUGAUGAGGGAUUUCAAGAAGGUGAGGGAGUACGAGAGGAGAGCAGUGGCUGAUCCUCACCAGAGACCAUCACAUGGCGGCGGAGGUGACGGUGGUAAUAAUGUCAAGUCAUAUUGGAAGCUGGACAGGGUCGAGAGGAAAGACAGCAACUUGCCCACCAACAUGUUGCGUGAAAUUUAUGAGGCAUUGAUCGACGUUGUGGAGAGGAGGGCCGGCGGCGCUCAAAGAACGGUGGUGGGUAGUCGUGGCGGCGGCGGCUCUGCCUCUGCUUCCACUUCUGGCUUCAUCCCUCAGCUCCUCCCUGCAAUCCAUCCGGCACCCGAACCUCCGCAAGUCGUCGCAGCACUGCCACUCCCCCCACCGCCGCCGCCGGGUCCCCCAGCACAGCCGCCGGCGUUUCAUUUUCAGCACCACCGGCCGCCUUCCACUACGCAAUCCUUCCCCAUAGUAGAUGGGUGAAAGCUCAGAUCCUGAGACAAGUGAGCAAUCAGACUCACAAGCAAAGAGAAGAAGAGUGGGAGAAGAGGAGGGGACACAGGAGAGGGGAAACAGAAACACCACUAAUUCCCUUGAAGUUGGGCCUGCAAUUUCCAGGAGUGCCACUCUGAUAGCAGAAGCCAUUCAGUCAAGUGAGGAGAGAGAGGAGAGAAGGCACAGAGAGAUGCUGAACCUGCAUGAGAGGAGACUUCAGAUCGAGGAAUCAAAGGCUGAGAUCAACAGGCAGGGAAUCAAUGGUCUUGUAGAUGCCAUCAACAGACUUGCUAAUUCCAUCCUUGCUUUGGCUGCCAACAAGAAUCAACCUCCCCCCUCCUGACAACUCACAUUUCACUUGAUUCCACCUAUCAUUAAACUUUAAUUACCACUGAGUUGAAAGUGGUGAGUUACUGCUGUCAAUGCUUUAUCUUAGGCCAAGUCAGAAAGUUAAAAAAGAACAGAAAGAUAAAAAAGGUAGAAUCAAUCUGUUCCAAAAUAGUGGUCUUGAUCCUCUUUCAGUACUAAUGAUUUGAGCCAGUACUGGAAAUAAAGACAGUAUAUUUUGGUAUAGAUCCAUUAUAUUUCUUGUACUGUAAAUAACUUGAUCAUGCAUUGAUUAGUAGCAUUAUUUUAGUUCAGGACUUUUAGCAUGUACUCCGUAUUCAUUUCACAUUUUUUUUUUAUUUCUCCUUAUUUUGUUGUCUUUGAUUCUUGGGAAUGUGGACUUGAAUUAUCUUAAAGUACUACUCUAUAAA
Cuscuta epithymum is the source of this 2078-nucleotide messenger RNA. Lineage: Eukaryota; Viridiplantae; Streptophyta; Magnoliopsida; Solanales; Convolvulaceae. The record is from the annotation of a GenBank genome assembly.